UAACUUUGAUAACGACCUUUCUGUUUCAUACUCAGGUGAGAAUGUGCUUGCCUUGUAAAACUGAUUUUGACAAUAACAAUGAACAUUGUGGGCGUUCACAUAUGAAUUGCUAUCAAUAUUUGCAUUCUUCCCUUUCUGGGUCUUUGUUUAAUAAAAUAGAAAAUUCUGAUUAUGAGCAAUCUUUAAACACUGCUGCAGGGUCUUUAGUGCAACAUCAUUUAGAUGCCGAGCCGUUGAUACUUUCUUCUAAUUUAAGCCCUAGAUCCAGCAAAUAUCAAAGAAGAUUUGUUCCUGUUUGCCCUAAUAAUAAAGUUAUAUCCAGUCACAACCCAUACGGUAGUAACAUUAACAGUAUAAGUACUACUUGUAUCAAAAACUUUCGCAAUAGUUUAAAAACUCCCGAUAUUUUUUACGAUACAGAAUUAAGAAGAAAAAAUAUUGAAGAUGUCAAUAUAGCUCUAGAAACUAUUAAGUCAGGGAGUGUUUCACUUGAUAACCUCACCCAAACACCUGCCAAAGAUGUUUUUUUUGGCUCUGAUAAUAAUCUUUUAACUUUUCUUGGCAGUCAAAUUAAAGAUAUUUGUUAUAAUAAUGUUAAUAAUGUCAACUUGAGCAUAAAUGAAGAAAUAAGUGAAGAAAGAAGUACUUCUCUCAAGUCACACGGAAAAAGAAAAAGGUUUAAAAAGAAAGCUAGCGACAUGAAACCCGAGGAAUUAGCCCAUGUUAGGGCUUGCAACCGAAACAGUGCAAGGAAAAGUAGAGAAAAGAAAAGAUUAAGAGAGCUUGCCCUGCAACAUUUAUGCGAAAAACAAAUUUUGUUAUUGAAAGCACAGGAGAAUAAGAUUAUAGACUUGGAAGCAACGGUCGAGAGUCUUUUUAAAAAAUUUAAUCUAUCAAGCAAAGAUUUCAAGGCUCCGGGCAAUGUUGGCCGCUUUAAAGAAAGUCAAUGCAUGAAAAAGGUGGGAGUUGACAGGGAACCAUUUAACCAUUUUAAAUUUGAGGAACACUGUAAUAAAAAGUCGGAAGAAAAACUAAAAAUUAAUAACGAUAACUACCAGUAUAACAAUGCUGGUAACCACGAGGUUGCUAGCAGUAAUAAAACUGAUAAGGGGAUUACUAUAGAAACAAAAGUUAGCAUAAAUAGUGAUCUUCAAAGUGACUUUGUUAGCCUAAAAGAUCUUCAAAAUAAUGAAUCGUAUGGAUCUGAAGGAAUGGGAGUAUAUGCAAAUAAAAAGCCCUUUGACGACAAUGAAAUGCUAGACUUGUUAACUAGUAUUUACAUGCCUGUUAGUUGGAUCCCUUUUAUGGACUAA
Molecule: messenger RNA, 1313 nt
Organism: Zophobas morio
Lineage: Eukaryota; Metazoa; Arthropoda; Insecta; Coleoptera; Tenebrionidae
Exons: 3
Coding region: 42-1313 (423 amino acids)
Source: RefSeq, a predicted model, not a curated record